UUUCGCCCUAUACCAUUACCAGCACUUUCGUUUGAUUUUAUUGUUGUUUUGGGACGAAUCGUCUGAAAAUGGCGGAUUUCGUGCAUGUGCGACUUCCGGUUAUUGUUGAAAUGGAACUGUAAACUGUUAUUUACUUUGAUCUACAGGUCACGCAAACAUCGUCAUGGCACACUGGACACCAAACCAAUAUUUUCAGUCUAUGGACGAUGCACUCUCAGAAAAGGAUGGUGUUGUGUGUGCAGAGUUACUGUCCUUUAACCAUCCUCACAUUGCCAACCCGCGCCUACAGAUAGAACAUCCUGAGUCGGCUGUUCAACGAGUGUUUGAUCCUCCAUGUGAUGAGCUUAUUGCAGCUCAUUUACGGUGUUGCUGGGCUGUGUCGAAUCAUGACUUCAUUGAGGCUUAUGGUUGCCAAUCCAUAGUGGUGCAAGCAUUUGUUAAGCUGUUUCAAAGUGUGAAAGAAGAGAACUGGCCACUUUCCAUUAUGUUUUCUGUUUGUCUCGACCUCAGACUAUUCGCUAAUAGCGCAGAUCUUCAGGCAGUGAGGAAAGGGAAAGGAAAACCUGGUGAGAGAUUGGAGAAGUCUGCCGAGCUCCUCAUGUCAUGUUUCAGGGUGUGUGCUAGUGAUAACCGAGCUUCAGUGGAGGACACAAAAAAGUGGGGAAUGCUGAAUCUUGUGAACCAGUUGUUUAAGAUAUAUUUUAAGAUUAACAAGCUUCACUUAUGUAAACCAUUGGUGCGGGCCAUAGACAGUUUACCUAUCAAGGACAGGUUCCCUCUGUCACAGCAGGUCACGUACAGAUACUAUGUUGGAAGGAAGGCUAUGUUUGAUAGUGAUUUUAAGGGUGCGGAUGAAUUCCUUUCCUAUGCUUUUGAGCGCUGCCAUCGAGCCAGUAAGAGAAACAAGAGGAUGACUCUGAUCUAUCUGUUACCUGUCAAGAUGUUGUUGGGUCACAUGCCAAAGCAAUCCCUGCUCCAGAAAUACGACUUAAUGCAGUUCUACGACGUAGCCAAGGCAGUCAGCUCUGGGAACCUGUUACUUCUAAAUGAAGCACUGGAGAGGAAUGAAGCUUUUUUUAUCAAGUGUGGCAUUUUUCUCAUCCUGGAGAAACUCAAAAUCAUCACAUAUAGGAAUCUCUUUAAGAAAAUUUACCUACUCCUAAACACUCAUCAGAUACCAGUAAAGGCCUUUACAGCUGCUCUUAGGAUGAUGGAGGUUACAGAUAUUGAUGAUGACGAAACAUCAUGCAUCAUCGCAAAUCUCAUCUAUGAGAACAAGAUAAAGGGCUACAUUUCUCAUCAACAUCAGAAACUUGUGGUCAGCAAGCAGAAUGCAUUCCCUGUUCUAGCAUCAGUGUUGUCAUAGUUAUGCAGACAAAUAAAUCAUCACUAUAAGCAGCACUGCUUACAAACAGCAACAUAGCUUGACAGGUCAUUGUUGUUAUUAUGGAGACCCAGCCAACAUCUUAAUUCCAUGUUCUCGGAGGAAGCCAUCUUGUUCAAACCUGGAAUAGUUACAAGUUUAAAAGUGCCACAUAAUAUUCUGACUGACAUGCGCUAUAGUAUCAUUGUAUAGCUAAACUACCUUUGCUAAUGUGAUAGUCUGAAGCUAAUUAAGCUGAAUCUUAGAUGGAUGACCAGGCAACUGCAAUAGUGAACACGAACUAUUGACUUUUGUUGUAUCUUCAUGACAAUCAGGGCUGAAGUUGUAGGACACAUUUGAAGCAAUGUGUCGCGUUUGUGUGAAGAUGGUAUACGUACAGAUAUACAGUGUACAUGUAUCAAAAGUUCUAGUACAAUGUAUUAGAAUAUAAAGAGUGGGCGUCAAUGGAUGGUAUCACUUGUAUGGUGGAAGUCGGUUACGAAUGUUUGUAUGUCUUUACAUUGAGGAUGUAUAUGCUAUUUGAUUUACAUGUAGUGUACAAUGUAAAUGUAAUAAAAUUUGAUUAAAAUUAAUAUUAUAA
Messenger RNA from Pecten maximus, 1964 nucleotides. RefSeq names its product PCI domain-containing protein 2-like. The transcript is spliced from 15 exons. Gene Ontology annotation, molecular function: RNA binding; double-stranded DNA binding. Bases 164 to 1366 code for a protein of 400 amino acids. Lineage: Eukaryota; Metazoa; Mollusca; Bivalvia; Pectinida; Pectinidae. Gene Ontology annotation, biological process: post-transcriptional tethering of RNA polymerase II gene DNA at nuclear periphery; transcription elongation by RNA polymerase II; poly(A)+ mRNA export from nucleus. The record is from RefSeq and is a predicted model, not a curated record. Gene Ontology annotation, cellular component: transcription export complex 2.